AUGGUGAAGCCCUUGGAUAAACCGCUCGAUAAGUCAGGUAAACUUGGCGACAAGGAGAAGUCUGUUAACGUAGAAGGCAUGGUAGACGAGACGGAUAACUCCAAGACUAAAGAGGAAGAUGAAAUUUUGAUCAAGCUACUCAAAUCAUUAGAUGAAUAUGAAACAUUAUCUGAGACUUUCAAAGCGGGAUAUCAAGAUAGUUUCCUAGAAUUGUCGAAAAAAAAGUUGAACAACGACUUUGUUAUAGAUUUGAGACCAAGAUUGGCAGCGUUAAAUGUUAUAGAUCUUAAACUUGUAAAUCUACUCAAUGAAAGUGAUGUGAACAAGGAUAAAGGCCCCAAGACUGAUUCAAACGGUCUAAUAGACACCAAAGAAGAUUCAAAUAUAUCACUGAUACGAAAUCGUUUGUCCAAAACCACAAUCCUGAAAGAACCAACGAAGGAAAUAGAAGAAACAUUGCCCAUCACCAAUCCGUUGGAUCAAUUUGGACUCGUGAAUAUGAAACCUUUACAACAAAAAUUCCUCGAUAGCAUUACAACAACACUUGAACUACAUAAGAAACGUACCGAAUUACAAGAGUUAUUAUCCGAAUUACAUGUAUAG
Molecule: messenger RNA, 603 nt
Organism: Yamadazyma jaroonii
Lineage: Eukaryota; Fungi; Ascomycota; Pichiomycetes; Serinales; Debaryomycetaceae
Source: the annotation of a GenBank genome assembly